UAUCCCUUCCUCAGUGAUUCCCUAACCUCCGUCUUGUUAUUUACACGUGAAAAACAUGAACUAGAGACAGUGACCGCUUCCAAAUAAAUUAAUCAAUCAAACAUUCUAAAUAAAAUGAAAGUAAAGAGUAAACCCCAAGAAUCGAUAGAACCCGCCUGUGAAUCAGAACCCGAGGAUUCCGACGAUGGAAAUUCCUCCCUCGAAGGCUCGAUAUCCGAGGACGACGGAGAUAUCCCUGAAACCUCACUCCAACCAGGACAAUUCGUGAGGAAACGACCGCUCGACUCCGAGGACUCCCUCCAGAGCAAGAAGAAAAGAAUAAAAAAGAACAAUGACCUGUACAAGCCCCCAACAGCCGAAGAGUUGUCCCAACUCCGAGAAACCGAGAAUCUAUUCCACUCGAAUCUCUUCAGACUUCAAAUAGAAGAAAUCCUGAGUGAAGUGAAGCUGAAGGAGAAGUACAGGAAGGAGUUCGACGCGUGGUUCGCCAGACUGAAGGAGAAUAUCGAGUCAAUCCCAGAGACGAAGGAACGAGAGCUAACGAGGAGGAAAGCACUGAAGAAACUGGGGGUAGAGGUCCCCGAGUUGGACGUCCCCAUCAAUCAGAAGGGAACCUACAGGUUCCUGAGGCCUUCGAACGUCUCUCCAAUCGGCUCUUACACCCUGGGCACUGCAGUGGGUCCCAACGUCGUCAUAGACGUCAUGGUGGAGAUGCCCUCCACUCUGUUCCAGAAGCACGACUACCAGGACUACAGAUACCUCCGAAAACGAUCGAUCUACCUCUCGUACAUAGCGGCAGGCCUCUCUGACUCCCUCGUCGAGGGGAAAAAAUUCUUCGGGGAGAGCUACAUGCCGAGGCUGAAGCUAGUCCCCUCUGGAUCCCUCGGUAAAUGGGCCACAGUUCAUCUUCACACGGCUGCACAGAGUGGCAGCUUCAAACUGGGCAGGUUCUCCCCGGAGAAGAACUCAGUCCGACCGAAUUGGCUUUCCAAUUCGAGUAAUGAUCCCUCGGAGGUCUCUGCACUCCCACCAACUCCCCACUACAACUCCAACAUUCUUCACGACCUGACGAUGUCGGAGACCAACUCUCGAACCUCGAAGAUUCUGAAGGAGUACCCCAACCUGAGGGAUGGGAUCGUUCUCCUGAAGAUCUGGCUGUUUCAACGCCAGCCAGAGAGGUCCUACGAGGGGUUCAAUGGCCACAUCCUGACGAUGUACGUUCUGCAUCUGCUGUACGCCAAGAGGCUCAACACCUUCAUGAGUAGCUACCAGAUCGUCAGGAACGUCUGGAACAAUCUCGUCCAGACGAAUUGGUCGGAGACUGGGAUCACGAUGUGUCCGGAUAUCGAGGCAAAGUCCAGGGUCAUCGAGUAUCAGAAAUAUUACGACUGUGUAUUCCUGGACUCCACUGGUCACCACAACCUGGCAGCCAACAUAACUCUGGAGAACUACCUCUGGCUUCGAAGUGAGGCUGAAGUGGCUGUCAGGUCCCUGGACAACGCCAGCAUCGACAGCUUCCAGGUGCUGUUCAUGAGGCGACUGCCAUUCUACUCCAUCUUCGAUCAUUUUGUCUGCCUGCACGAUGUCGAAGUCCUCGAGAAACUGUUUGAAACUGUCCCUGAGGACAGGAGGACAGACCUUGGGGUUCAUAAACGAUCUCACGUCGUCAGUCUCAUCACAAAGGUCUUGAAGAAGGGCCUGGGGCGAAGGGUGUCCCAGGUGUACGUAAAACCCGAGGACUACAAGGAGUGGGAAUUGACAGAGAAAUCCCCCUCGAAACUCGCCAGAAUCUUCAUUGGACUCCAGCUGAACCCAGACUUCUGCUUCGACAUAAUCGAUAAGGGACCCGAGGCGAACUCCCCAGAAGCUGCUGAGUUCCGGGACUUCUGGGGGAACAAGUCGGAGCUCAGGAGGUUCCAGGACGGCGCCAUCUGCGAGGCUGUGGUCUGGACGAAGUCCCUUACAAUCUCCGACAAACGAAUGGUCACGAAGCAGAUCGUGAUGUUUCUGCUGAAAUCAAAACUAGACGUAUCUAAAGCCGAGUACUUCUACGCUGGAGACCAGAUCGACGAGUUUCUCAAGUACAAAAGAACCAAGUUCACUAAAUUCUCGUAUGGAACUGGGGAGGAGGCGACUCUCCAAGCCCUGCAGGUCUUCAACUCUCUGGAGAAGGACCUCACGUCAUUGACAGAUCUUCCAUUACCGAUUACUGGGGUUCAGGGGGCGAGUCCAGUGUUCAGGUACACUGAUGUCUUCCCUCCCCUGGCGACAGCAUACAGGGCGGACGAAAGAACCGUUGAAGGGGAGAAUUGUCUUCUCCUGAAGGAGGAGUCGAGCCUCGAAGAGGCCCCCAGGUCAGCCCCAGCGAUGGAGGGAGUCAUCCAGCUGUGCGCCAGUGGCAAGUGGCCGGAUGAGCUUGAGGCAGUCAGGAUGACGAAGGCAGCGUUUCACAUUCAGAUAGCUGAGUGCGUCAGGAAGACUUUUCACCUUAAAGCGAAGGGGAAUCCCGAUCACGUGGACAUCCUCAAGGAUGGCUUCGUCUUUCGGCUGAGGGUGGCACAUCAGAAGGAGAUAGCCCUGUUGAAACAGCAGUUGGGGGAGGACGGGGUCAUCAAGUACAGGGACAACGAGGAGUCGAUCUCACUGGAGAACCAAUUGUUCCAUCUCCCCAAGUUGAAUGGUGCACUGCACGGUCUGCACUCCCAGCAGCCCUCCUUUGGACCCACGUGUUGUCUAGUGAAGAGGUGGCUGACUGCGCACCUUCUCGACGCCUUCCACUUCCCCGAGAUUGUUGUGGAGCUGCUGGUGGCUGCGAUGUACCUCAAUCCGGAUCCUUACAAGCCCGCGCAGCUCCCCCAGACUGCUUUCCUCAGGGUCAUGGAGUUCUUCGCGAGGGACGCCUGGAGCACUGACCCUGUGAUCGUUAAUUUCAAUGGGGAGAUGACGAGGGAGGAAGUCGUGGCGGUGGAGAACCACUUCGGGGAGGCGAAGGAGGAACUGCCACCUUUGUUCAUUUCCACUCCGUACGAUCAUACGAAGUCCAUUUGGACGGGGAAGAGUCCUACGAGGCUGGUGUUGAACAGGGUGGGGGCCCUGGCGAAGGAGGUGCUGAAGCUCGUGGAGAGGAUGCUGGUGGGGAACUCCCUCAUCGCGUGGGGACCGAUGUUUAAGGCCACCACUGCUGGCUAUGAUAUUCUCAUUCGCGUCAAGGCCGCACUGAAUGCGAGGAGACUGCAGUCUCUCGAGCUGGAUGAUAGCUCUCCUCAGGAAUUUCGGCGGCCGUACAAACGACGUCCUGGGGAGACAAUUCCGAUCGUUGGGUUCAAUCCGGUGGAGAGGUACUUGGAGGAGUUGAGGGCCAACUACGGAGCAUUCGCCUUAUUCUUCCACGACACCUACGGGGGAUCUGUGAUAGGCGUCCUGAUGAAGCCCACAGAGCUGGAGAAAAGGGACUUCAAAGUCACAACUGUAAACUGCAGAAAGAUGGAUGCCUCCGGGAAACUUGUGCUGAAUGUACCAGCCAUGAUCGAAGAUUUCUCACUCCUCGGUCGUGGCCUAGUUGAAACUAUUGAUGUACAGUCGAAGAACAUCGCAUUCAACUGAACGCGAUCACUUCAUUUGUUAAUUAAUAAAAUAAUUACGAUGUAUUUUUAUAAUUCGUAGGAAUGAAUUGAUGGAAUAAAAAAAUA
Messenger RNA from Diachasma alloeum, 3689 nucleotides. It is a transcript of the gene Mat89Ba, whose product is annotated as nucleolar protein 6. The coding region runs from base 115 to 3603 and encodes 1162 amino acids. Gene Ontology annotation, biological process: tRNA export from nucleus; rRNA processing. Lineage: Eukaryota; Metazoa; Arthropoda; Insecta; Hymenoptera; Braconidae. The record is from RefSeq and is a predicted model, not a curated record. Gene Ontology annotation, cellular component: small-subunit processome; CURI complex; UTP-C complex. The transcript has 2 exons.